AGGUAUGGAAUAUAUGAACGAUGUAGAGAGUUGGUGGAAGCAGGUUAUGAUGUCCGACAGCCAGACAAAGAAAAUGUAACGCUUCUCCACUGGGCCGCAAUCAACAACAGGAUAGAUCUGGUGAAAUACUAUAUAUCUAAAGGUGCUAUCGUUGAUCAGCUUGGAGGAGAUUUAAAUUCUACCCCACUUCACUGGGCAACGAGGCAGGGUCACUUAUCCAUGGUUGUACAGCUGAUGAAAUAUGGAGCAGAUCCGUCACUAAUUGAUGGAGAGGGAUGUAGCUGUAUUCAUUUGGCUGCCCAGUUUGGCCAUACUUCGAUUGUUGCUUACCUGAUAGCAAAGGGACAGGAUGUAGAUAUGAUGGAUCAAAAUGGAAUGACACCUUUAAUGUGGGCAGCUUACAGAACACAUAGUGUGGAUCCAACCCGAUUACUACUUACAUUUAAUGUUUCUGUUAAUCUUGGAGACAAAUAUCACAAAAACACAGCGUUGCACUGGGCUGUGCUAGCAGGAAAUACUACAGUUAUUAGUCUUCUCUUAGAAGCUGGAGCUAAUGUUGAUGCCCAAAAUAUAAAGGGAGAAUCGCCACUCGAUCUAGCAAAACAAAGGAAAAAUGUUUGGAUGAUCAAUCACCUACAGGAAGCAAGACAAGCAAAGGGAUAUGACAGUCCAUCUUUUCUGAGAAAAUUAAAAGCUGAUAAGGAAUUCCGUCAGAAGGUGAUGCUGGGAACUCCUUUCCUAGUAAUUUGGCUGGUUGGGUUUAUAGCAGACCUAGACAUUGAUUCUUGGCUCAUUAAAGGGCUGAUGUAUGGUGGCGUUUGGGCUAUGGUGCAGUUUCUUUCAAAGUCAUUCUUUGAUCACUCCAUGCACAGUGCACUGCCUCUUGGAAUAUACUUGGCAACGAAAUUCUGGAUGUAUGUGACGUGGUUCUUCUGGUUUUGGAAUGAUCUCAAUUUUUUCUUUAUACAUCUUCCAUUCCUCGCUAAUAGUGUUGCACUUUUCUACAAUUUUGGGAAAUCCUGGAAAUCUGAUCCAGGAAUCAUCAAAGCCACGGAAGAGCAAAAGAAAAAGACAAUAGUAGAACUUGCAGAGACAGGAAGUCUGGACCUCAGUAUAUUCUGCAGUACCUGCUUGAUACGAAAGCCAGUGAGGUCCAAACACUGUGGUGUUUGCAAUCGAUGUAUAGCGAAGUUCGAUCACCACUGCCCAUGGGUGGGUAACUGUGUAGGAGCAGGGAACCACCGCUAUUUUAUGGGAUACCUGUUCUUCCUGCUUUUUAUGAUCUGCUGGAUGAUUUAUGGAUGUAUCUCUUACUGGGGUUUCCACUGUGAGACAAGUUAUGCAAAGGAUGGAUUUUGGACCUAUAUUACACAGAUUGCUACCUGUUCUCCAUGGAUGUUCUGGAUGUUUCUGAACAGUGUUUUUCACUUCAUGUGGGUGGCUGUGUUACUCAUGUGUCAGAUGUAUCAGAUAUCUUGCUUGGGUAUCACAACAAAUGAAAGAAUGAAUGCAAGAAGAUACAAGCACUUUAAAGUUACAACCACGUCUAUUGAAAGCCCAUUCAACCAUGGAUGUAUAAGGAACGUUAUAGACUUCUUUGAAUUCAGAUGCUGUGGUCUUUUUCGGCCUGUUAUCGUGGACUGGACAAGGCAGUACACAAUAGAAUACGACCAGACUUCAGGAUCAGGCUACCAGCUAGUGUAGCACCACCUUCGUCCUUUGAGCAUAUCGUAUCUGAGUGGUGCCUGAAGAAUUUUCUCUCUCUCUCGAAUCCGCAUCCCUUGAAGAGUAGCAUGCUAUGUGUAGGGCUGAUGAUGAAUCGUAAGGUACCUUCUCUUCACCAGAAUUUUAUUAACAAGAGUAAAAAUGGACAGAACAAACUGCCAAACCUGAUAAGGAAGAGGAGGAAGAUCAAAAAGGGAUUUUAACAGUUCUUAACAUGAGAAUUAUUCGCGACAGCAUAUUCACAGUAUUUGUUGUUGGGUUUUUUAUUUAAGGUCUUUCACAAUGGAGCAUGAGAUUAUUGAAGUCUUGACAUAAGUAGUUAUGUUGUGCUGAGCAGAAAAAAUUAUUUCCCAAUAUGAAUAAUUCCACUGAAACAAGAAUCUAGAAUAUAAAACCAAACUUUAUGAUGCAGAGUUCACUGAUCGCUAUGUUGUAGUUCCUGUAAUGUGAUUUUUUAAUACAGAUUUUCUGUAGUAUUAUGUACAUUGAAAAAUGUACUUUUCAAUACUGUUAUAAACAUCAUGUGGUGCGAAUCCCCAGUAACGUGUUAAAUUAUAGCAGUAGGGCACGUUAGAUAAAGUUGAGGAAAAAAUAUGUUGCCCACGUUUUUGAUGAUUGUUUUUGCCACCAGUUAGUGGUACAAGGAGAUACUGGUAGUAACCCUCUUCUGAGAUUAUUUAGUCUGAAAUGAACAGUUGAGUGAGUAAGGAAGGCUCUUCUGUCCAAGUUCAAGCCCUGCUUAAAUGCACGAUUACAGUAUAUAAUGUUCAGGAAAAAAUGUGGGGAAAGUAAUCAUUAUAUCUGAAUUAAUUGUAUAAGCAACUUACGAGCAAUGUGUUGAUACUAGGUUUUGGUCCUCAUGCAGUACAGGCUGGAAGAGAAAUUGCAUAGAGGAAAUCACAGAUGUGAAAGCAAAAAUCCCAGUUAUAAAGAGGCAAGAAAAUUUUAAAUUGAAUGCAACUGCAGAAGAAGAACCCAGAGUUUUCUGAAAUGCUUAUUUUAUUUGGAUGUAAAAUAACAGAAACCAAACUUUAAAAAAAGUAUUUUUUUUUAAAUCCCCACAAUAGUGCGCGCACACACACACAGAAAAUGUACUCAAUGUUCUGGAGAAGAUGGUGUAAUGGCACAUAGAAAUCACCCUUAAUUUCUUUUUUUUUAAGUUCUCAUGCUACCAAUAUGUUUGGAAGGUAAGGAAUGAUCUGAAAUUGCAUUCCAAAUGGGGCUUUUCUUGAAUGUGAUGCACUGAUUUUUGUUAUGGGGUUUUCAUAUACUCAUAGUGAAUUGUUCACUGCUUCCUUAACUAUUGUUUACAGAGAGACUGAGAAUCAGGUUAGUUCUCUUCUAAGUGCUGUAGCAACCCAGUGGUUCAAGAAACCUGUGAGGGGAGUUUGGGGAGGGACCUGAAAGCAGAUGUCCGAGACCAGUGUAAAGAAUGUGUAUCUGUAUAUAAAUAAUUUAUCAAAUACUUUUCUCUCUGUGAGUGUGUGUUUAGUGUAUUUAAAGCUGCUCAUUUUCAUUUUAUUCAACCAAAAAAAGUGUAGGAAGAUAUCUAAUGAGCUUUUAGUGAUGUUCAAUAUUGCUGUUAAUAGGCAUUAAUGCCCUGCAAAUUCACCGCAUGUUUGAUGCUUGGCAAAAGUAGCGUUUUCUGUAAUACGCAGAUUACAGGUACUAAAGCAAUCUAGUGGUAUUCCCGGCCCUUGCCUUAGUAAGAGGAGCAGUGAAACUGUAAAUAGUUGAUGUUCAGUAUUUGCAAGUAAACAUUUUUUCUGUAGUUGUUCAUUGAUCUCAAGACACACACUUAGUCUGCAAGUACCAGAUAUCAGGAUUUACAGAAGUUGCAGCAUUAGAGUACUUGAAUGUUUAAUACUGGAAAAAUCAACAUCGUCUUGGACACAGUUUUAACGGGAGAGGUUUGGGUGUAGGGGGGGUGGCAAGAAGCUUUAGCUAUUUUUGUCAGACAAAAUUUGUAAUCCUAACAAAGACACGUUCUGUUUCAGUGAAAACAGUUGACAUUGGUUAUUCAUAUUUUUUUCUAAUCAGAAUAAAGCAUGAAGACUUUACAGUGUUUAUUUUAAUCAUUGGUGAUGUUCUACAUAUUUGUUCAUAUUUUUGUUCACAUUUCUUUGGAGGGUCGGUUGACUUGAAGAACUUCAGUCCACUUUACUCAGUAUCUCGUGGCACCAGAAGAGCAGUUCAGUACCAGGUUUUGGGUUUAGUUGCCCAGUAGCGUUAACUGCCGUGAGUUGUGUCACGCAGUCCUGUCAGAAACAUUUGCAAAAGAAGAGGUGAUCGUUGGUGGUAGUACGUCGUGAGUUCUGCACUAUUUACUUCUUAAUAGCUCUCUGGUGACAGUUUUGUUGGGACCUGCGGAAUCUGAGCAAUAGUAGGUAGUUGUGAAAAUUAACUUGGGAUGUAUGAAGUUUCCAGUACAAAAUGUAACUUGUCUUGAGUAACACUGAAUUGUUUGAUGUGAAACCGUAAAAUCAAGCAGGAGGGAGCCACCUACGCAGCCUUUUUCUGUCGAGUUAUCAAACUUACAAGUCACUUGAACCAAAACUGCAUUGCUUCUGAAACUUAACAAAGCUGCUCCAGACCAACAGCAGAUCAGGCCGACUUAAUCUGACAUAGGUAGAAUAAAUGGGAAUUUUGUCUUGGCCCUAAACAUGUGCUGUUUCUUUGCAGAUUUCUGUAUUAUUCUUUGAUGUCCACCAGAGUUGGGGUUUUUUUUGUUUGAGUUUGUUUUUUUUUUUCAAUUAAUGUGUAAUACAGCAUCACUACAAUUUAAGCUAUGGAUUUUUUUGUAUAUUCUUUAUUUAUAACUGUGCCAAGUAUUAUUUUAAUACUGUCGAGAUCUUGAUGUAUUACAUUGUGAACAAAAAAAAAUCUGUAAAAUGUUUAAUAAAUUAGCUCUCCUUACAUAAAUUAAAUCUGUUAAAUUUUGUAAGUUAUUAAUCAAAUAAAUAUUGACUCUUA
This is a messenger RNA of Apaloderma vittatum (bar-tailed trogon), 4698 nucleotides long. RefSeq names its product zinc finger, DHHC-type containing 17 (gene ZDHHC17). The coding region runs from base 220 to 1704 and encodes 494 amino acids. The record is from RefSeq and is a predicted model, not a curated record. Gene Ontology annotation, molecular function: protein binding; palmitoyltransferase activity. The transcript has 15 exons. Gene Ontology annotation, cellular component: Golgi membrane. NCBI's taxonomy places the organism in Eukaryota, Metazoa, Chordata, Aves, Trogoniformes, Trogonidae. Gene Ontology annotation, biological process: protein palmitoylation.